GCAUUUGAUUGAUUCAGUGACGUCACUAUAACCAUUAUCUAAACUCUAUGUUACCUAUGUACGAAGUAGAACCGUCAGAAUUACAAGUGCAAUAGUGCAAAUUCACAUAUAUCAACAUAUCCCUAAACAGGUAGACAAUAGCCUCAGUUUAAAUUCUCAUUUGAUAUAAACUACAAUAGUUAUUAACGUUGACCAAUAAUCAACCCAUUAAAAGAAUGCCAGGCUUCACAACCAUGCGCGCAGCUCUACGAGCUCGGUCGGGAGCUCCUCUCAUGUCAACCACGAACCGUCUAGUUGCAAGUAGACAGAUCCAUCAAUCAUCGGCGCUACUUAUGCCUUAUAAGGACGACAUGGACCGCGAAUCCCUCAAGCCCAAGGCGCACGAGUACACGACGGGCGGUACAGACGGGGAGAUCGCUUCUAAGCAAGACGCCGCAUACAACCCGAACAAGACGGAUCCCGAAACCGAGGUGAAAGCUGCGGGCGCGGAGAGCAAUGGCAAUGCCUUAGACAGUAGUCCCGCGAACAAAGAUUUUGCCGAAGGUAGCCGCGGCAAUGUGGAGGACAAGACGCAUGGUAAUAAAAAGAAGGCAAGCGGCGCUGGCAAUACGCUCAAGAAGGGCAGGACUUGAUGAGCAUCUAUGGCUUGGUAAAUGGCUUGGUAAGGAAUAAAAGUCCUGGGAAAGAGAUUGAAACUUAGUUGCACAUUUCCCACAAAUUUCGCAUUCGAGAUCAGGAGUUUGGGGAUUGGCUAUAGCCGUUGGUGGACAUA
Messenger RNA from Daldinia decipiens, 772 nucleotides. RefSeq lists its product as uncharacterized. The record is from RefSeq and is a predicted model, not a curated record. Lineage: Eukaryota; Fungi; Ascomycota; Sordariomycetes; Xylariales; Hypoxylaceae. The transcript has a single exon. The coding region runs from base 216 to 632 and encodes 138 amino acids.